Messenger RNA from Pseudomyrmex gracilis, 822 nucleotides. RefSeq lists its product as uncharacterized. Bases 1 to 822 code for a protein of 273 amino acids. Lineage: Eukaryota; Metazoa; Arthropoda; Insecta; Hymenoptera; Formicidae. The record is from RefSeq and is a predicted model, not a curated record. The transcript has a single exon.
AUGGCGAAGAAUCUGGAUACCACCAUCUUCGUAACCGACGAGGAGGCAACAAGCAGCAGGGCUGUAAUGCGAAUACCAGCAUUCUGCCCAGAAGACCCAGAACUAUGGUUCGCACAAUUGGAAAGCCAGUUCGCCGUCUGCGAGGUGAAAGGUGACGACGCAAAAUACGCAUAUGUACUGGCGAAGCUAGAACCACGGCAGGCAAGAGAGGUAAAAGAUGUGAUCACCCAACCCCCGCCGGGAAAUAAGUAUACAACAUUAAAAAAGGCAUUAAUACAACGUCUAACCGACUCACACGAGCAACGAAUGCGGCAACUACUGGAGCAAGAGGAACUAGGAGAUAGGAAACCAUCACAGUUUCUACGACAUCUUACGACCCUCGCAGGAACAACAGUAUCGGACAAGUUACUACGAACAUUAUGGCUCGGGCGCCUUCCGCCACAGGUCCAAGCCAUCCUGGCAACAAAAGCCGAGGACGACUUAAGCAGUGUCGCCGAGCAAGCAGAUCGUAUCCAUGAAAUCAAUAGCAGAGCAGUCGUACUGGCGACCACACCGCAUGCAGCAGCAGCAGUAACAACACAAGGAACAACAGCAGAUCAGAUCGAGGCCUUGACAAAACAGGUCGCAGCACUGACAAACCAAAUGGCCAAACUCAUGAAGCAGGGNAGAUCCCGAUUAAGGAGCCGUUCCCGGAGCAGAGCCAGGAANNACGCAGGGGAAGANAAAGACAUNUGCUACUAUCACCGNAGAUUCGGAGAAGAAGCCCGCAGGUGUGCACAACCUUGUGCAUAUAAAACAAAAAACGAAGAGGCCAGUCAUUAA